AGUAGAACCUGAGUCUAGCUCGGAUCCUGAAGCAUCUUACAGUCCUGCUCCUGGCAUGUCGUCAUUCUCAGGGGCUGUCGAUCAUAACGACCGAACGAUAUUACGCAAUCGGGUCGUUGAGUUGGAAAAACAGCUUCAAGUCUCUGCUCCCACCAAGCAAGAGCCUAAGCCUCCACGGCUUCAGGUACUUUAUCGCCUCCUAGAUGAUAAUAAUUCUGAGGAUUCCCCGGAUGACACUCCAUUUGAGGAUGAAUCGGAGAUAACACAAGACAAAAGGGAUACUGCUCGCUUGCGAUGCCAAAAUCGAGUCCGAGACAUGGAGUUAUAUCUUAUGAGACACCCAGAUAUAUCACCAUUCAUCUCGAUACUACUAAAGGCUACCAUGGCUUCAAGCCUAUCGACCAGCUCCGCCUUCCAGCCCCAGCUGCUGAAAGUAUUCUUCCGGUCGAAACAAAUCUGA
This is a messenger RNA of Penicillium subrubescens, 460 nucleotides long. RefSeq lists its product as uncharacterized. Lineage: Eukaryota; Fungi; Ascomycota; Eurotiomycetes; Eurotiales; Aspergillaceae. The coding region runs from base 56 to 460 and encodes 134 amino acids. The transcript has 3 exons. The record is from RefSeq and is a predicted model, not a curated record.